CGAGCAAGUUCUACGCGGCUGUGUCUCUGCAACUCAGUCUAUGCUCUCUCUCUCUCUCUCUCAACACCAACGACACCGGCCCGUCUCGCUCCGUGACUAUCAUUCCAAGUCUGCUCUUUGUCGAUUAUAACUUAAAGUUGAAACCUGCGAAUUGCCGAACAAAAUGCACAAUAGGAAGCGAAAUUCUGGAAGUACUAUGGAAGCGAAGGAUCCCGAUAUGGGUUUUAAGAAGAUUAUGAAAGACAUCGAGUUCUUCAACUCGUCACAUAUGACAUGGAAGGAGAAAAAGGAAAUGGAAAACAGGAAGGUAGUCUCACUGGGUGGCAAGCCUCCUAAGAAACAGAGAUUACCAUUAAGUGUGGCACGAGUGAUGAUGAAAAAACAAAAGGAAAGAGAGCAGAAAAUGCAAGAACAGAAUAUGAUUCUUGGAAGAUUUGGAGGAAACUUUGGUGGAAGUGCUAGAAAAUCCAUGGAGAAGCGAAAACCUGAGGACCAAGUGCUGAGGUCUACUGAAGGUUAUUUUAAAAAUGGUAUACUUGACGUAAAACAUCUGCUACGUCCUGCCACAUCUGGAGAUGGUGAUAGCAGUAAUCAUGUCAUCAACAAGGGGAAGGGAAAGGGGUGGAAUGGAAGCAGGAAGAAGAACAAUGGGAAGAAGAAAGGUGGUGGUAGAAAGCGUCAUUGAUUGGCAUUGGAAAACAAAAUUUUGAGAGCAAGUUGACAUGACCUUAGUAAGCAUGCUCGGACAAGGUAGUACUAGAAUAGAUAACUUUCUGAGAGGUCCUCUUAUUUUACCAUGCUUGUCAUUCCAGUUUUGCCAAAGUGUAUAGUCCACUACCAUAUGCGGCUCUUAUAUUGUUUUAGGAGCCUGGAGAGAUGUAACAGAUCAGGUUUAGAAUGAGGAGUUUGGUGAUUGAUUUGAUAUUAAGAACCAAAUUUCUUGGUAUAAUACCAUUGCUUCCUUUUGCCAUGCUUUAUGUCCCCAUUAUUACCAAAAGGAAAAAUUACAAGCGUUUUGUGAGUUUAAAUACCAGCAGUGGUCAUUAUUCUAAUAUUAGUUUCUCAGUGCUCCAUUGAAACUGAGAAAGAUGUCUUUUACUUUGCUACUGUAAUCUUCUCUCUCUCUUUAACAAAACUUCUUCAUUUUGUUAAGAAAAGAAAUAGAAGCAGUGAUCACUGUUGUCUCCA
Carica papaya (papaya) is the source of this 1188-nucleotide messenger RNA. Its product is annotated as axoneme-associated protein MST101(2) protein. The record is from RefSeq and is a predicted model, not a curated record. Gene Ontology annotation, cellular component: nucleolus. Lineage: Eukaryota; Viridiplantae; Streptophyta; Magnoliopsida; Brassicales; Caricaceae. Gene Ontology annotation, biological process: maturation of SSU-rRNA from tricistronic rRNA transcript (SSU-rRNA, 5.8S rRNA, LSU-rRNA).